GUGUUGAAAUGAUAGUUGCUUCAUGUUCAGUCGGGUAGCAAAUAAAUGGCGGUGAAAUUUCUGUGAAUGUUCUGUGCAAAAAAAGGACGCUUCUUGAAAAAUCAUACUUCGUGGGACGCCGUUGUUCAUUCGUGCUAUUGGAAAAGUUGCUGUAAUUGCUGGACGUGGGAAAAUGAGUGCAUCGGGUGUGCAUCAAAAUGGGAGAGAGAAGGAGAAUAUUGAGAAGAUUUAUCAGAAGAAGUCUCAGCUUGAGCACAUUCUUCUGCGUCCGGACACCUACAUUGGGUCCGUGGAAGUGGUGAAGGAGCAAAUGUGGGUGUAUGAUAAGGAGGCCAAGAAGAUGGUACAGAGGGAAAUUUCUUAUGUUCCGGGAUUGUAUAAGAUUUUCGAUGAAAUCCUGGUGAAUGCGGCUGAUAAUAAGCAGCGUGAUAAGAAUAUGACGCGAAUUAAGAUUGACAUCAAUCAGGAGACCAAUACCAUUUCCGUGUGGAACAAUGGGAGGGGAAUUCCGGUGGUGAUGCACAAAGAGCAGAAAAUGUAUGUGCCCACGAUGAUCUUUGGACAUCUCCUGACCUCGUCCAACUACAAUGACGAGGAGGAAAAGGUAACUGGGGGCCGGAAUGGCUACGGUGCCAAGCUCUGCAACAUCUUCAGCACAAAAUUCACCGUGGAGACGGCCAGUAGGGAGUACAAAAGCUGCUUCAAGCAGGUCUGGGGCGAUAACAUGACCAAGACAUCUGAUCCCAAAGUGCGUGCAUUCAGCGGAGAGGACUACACCAAAGUCACGUUCUCUCCGGAUUUGUCAAAGUUCAAGAUGGACAAACUCGAUGAUGACAUUGUGAGCCUCCUCAAUCGCCGGGCUUUUGACGUAGCCGCCUCCACGCGCGGCGUCACAGUUUUCCUGAACGACGAAAAAGUCCCAGUGAAGAAUUUCAAAGACUACGUGGAUUUGUAUCUCAAGGAGAAUCUCGAUGAAGCGACAGGAGCACCCACAAAGGUCGUCUACGAGAAUGCCAAUGAACGCUGGGAAGUGGCACUGACUCUUUCCGACAAAGGCUUUCAGCAAAUGUCCUUUGUCAAUUCCAUUGCCACCACGAAGGGAGGACGUCACGUGGACCAUGUGACCGAUGCGAUCGUCAAGCAAUUGAUCGAGGUGCUGAAGAAGAAGAACAAAGGCGGCACCAAUAUUAAGCCGUUCCAGGUGAAAAAUCACCUUUGGAUCUUUGUGAAUUGCCUGAUCGUCAAUCCCACCUUCGAUUCCCAAACAAAAGAGAACAUGACCCUCCAGGCCAAGAGCUUUGGAUCCAAAUGCACCCUCUCCGAGAAGUUCAUCAACAACGUCACCAAGUGCGGCGUCGUAGAAUCAGUGCUGCAGUGGGCCAAGUUCAAAGCCCAAACCGAAUUGGGUAAAACCAGUGGCAGCAAAAAGAGCAAAAUCAAGGGAAUUCCCAAGUUGGAAGAUGCAAAUUUUGCUGGGACAAAGAAUGCCCAUGAAUGUACACUUAUCCUCACUGAGGGAGACUCAGCCAAAUCUCUUGCAAUUUCGGGCUUGGGAGUUGUUGGCCGAGACAGAUAUGGGGUCUUUCCCCUUCGUGGUAAAUUGCUAAAUGUGCGUGAAGCGACGCACAAGCAAAUUCUGGAAAAUGCUGAAAUAAACAAUUUGAUAAAGAUCUUGGGGCUUCAGUACAAGAAAAAGUACAAUGCUAUUGAAGAUCUAAAAUCACUGCGUUAUGGCAAGGUUAUGAUAAUGACAGAUCAGGAUCAAGAUGGAUCCCAUAUCAAGGGAUUAUUGAUCAAUUUUAUCCAUACAAAUUGGCCAGAAUUGCUACGAUUGCCAUUUUUGGAGGAAUUCAUUACGCCAAUUGUCAAGGCAACGAAACGGGAUGAAGAACAUGCAUUCUAUUCGUUGCCAGAAUUUGAAGAAUGGAAAGCCGCAACUCCCAAUGCUCAUACUUAUAAUAUAAAGUACUACAAAGGUUUGGGUACUUCUACGUCCAAGGAGGCAAAGGAAUAUUUCAAGGAUAUGGAACGUCAUAGGAUUGUGUUUAAGUACGAUGGGACUAGUGAUGAUGAUGCCAUUGUUAUGGCUUUUGCGAAGAAAUGCGUAGAUCAGCGAAAAGAUUGGUUGACAGCUCAUAUGGCUGAGUGCAAGAGGAGGAAGUUGGAGGGAUUGCCGGAUGAGUAUCUGUAUAAGAAAACCACAAAGGAGAUAACCUAUGCACAAUUUGUCAAUUUGGAAUUGGUUCUCUUCUCCAAUUCGGACAAUGAACGUUCGAUUCCGUGUGUGGUGGAUGGCUUGAAGCCGGGACAGCGUAAAGUGAUUUUUACAUGUUUCAAGCGCAAUGACAAGAAAGAGGUUAAGGUGGCACAAUUGGCUGGUUCAGUGGCUGAGAAGUCAGCCUAUCACCAUGGUGAGCAGAGUCUCUGUUCGACCAUUGUCAAUCUGGCUCAGAAUUAUGUUGGCAGCAAUAAUAUCAAUCUCCUUCAGCCAAAUGGUCAAUUCGGCACGAGACUCAAUGGUGGCAAGGAUAGUGCAUCUCCCCGUUACAUCUUCACGAUGCUCUCGCCCCUGGCUCGACUGAUUUUCCAUCCGCACGACGAUCCUCUCCUUCAGUACCAAAAGGACGACAAUCAGGACAUUGAACCAGUCUGGUACCUACCCAUCAUUCCCAUGGUACUUGUAAAUGGUGCCGAGGGCAUAGGAACAGGCUGGUCCACAAAGAUUCCCAACUACAAUCCAAGGGAGAUCAUUAGCAAUCUCAGGCUGUUGAUCCAAAAUCAGGAGCCGACACGCAUGAAGCCCUUCUACAAGAACUUCCGCGGUGACAUUGAACUGAUGGCUGAUCACAGGUACGUCACCACAGGCAAUGUUGCUAUCCUCUCUGGCAAUCGGAUUGAGAUCACUGAGCUGCCAGUCGGCGUCUGGACACAGACGUACAAGGAAAAUGUGCUCGAACCUCUACUUCAUGGAUCGGAAAAGGUUAAAUCCGUGAUAAAUGAUUACCGUGAGUAUCACACGGAUACAACGGUGAGAUUUGUUAUUUCAUUCGCUGCUGGUGAAUUUGAUAAGAUCCGGGCUGAAGAAGGUGGAUUCCACAGAAUUUUCAAACUGACUUCGUCCCUUUCGACAAGUCAGAUGCACGCUUUUGAUGAGAACUUGUGUCUAAGGCGCUUUGAUAAUGUCCUCGACAUCCUCAAAGAAUUCUAUACUUUGCGCCUUGAAUUUUAUUGCAAGAGGAAGGAUUAUCUUGUGGGAAUGUUGUCAGCUGAGGCUGACUUCCUUGACAAUCAGGCACGUUUCAUUGUGGAAAAGUGCAAUGGGACGAUUGUUGUGGAAAACAAGAAGCGCAAAGUUGUAGUUGAUGAUCUGCUGAAGAGAGGGUAUAAGCCUAAUCCGGUCCGAGAGUGGCAGAAGAAGAUAAAUCCGAAAUUUGCUGAGAAGGAGGCCGAAGAGGAUGCUGAGAAUCAGGAAAAUGAUGAUGAGACCGAAGAAACUGCAGUGGAUACGAAGAAGAAGAAGCCCAUUGAUCCAGAAAAAGCUUUCAAUAGCUCCGUGGAAGUCAAGCAAUUUGACUAUCUUCUGGGCAUGAAAAUGUGGAUGCUGACGGAGGAAAAGAAGAAGGAAUUGCUGAAUAAAAAGGAUAACAAAUUGGCUGAGCUGAAGAUGCUACAGGCAAAGACGCCUGAAAUGCUGUGGCAAACUGAUUUGGAUGCCCUAGAGGCUAAGUUGGAUGAGGUUGAGGAGAAGGAGAGACAGGAGGAAUUGGGAAUUCAGAAGAGUCUUUCAAAGGGAUCCAAGGGAAAGAAGGAUCUCGGUGGCAAAGGCAGAAAGUGCAAGGUGGACGAUAGGGAAGUUAUGCCGGAUCCUUACGGAGAAAAGAUUGAAUUUAAGGUCACUGAGGAGUUGAUUAAGAAGGCCGAGAAGGCUGUGGCAGCAGCUCAGUACAUCAAGAAGGAGAAGACUGUGAAGAAGGAGAAGAAGGUAGUAGGUGAAGAUGAUGAAUUGGAUGCAUUGGUCAAUGCUGGAAAUAGCAGUAUUAAGCAAGAGAAACCGCCCAAGAAGACCAAGAAGGCUGCUGCCGCCGGAGAUGGAAUGAAGCAGACUAAACUCAAUUUCCCGAAAGCGUCCAAGAAAAAGUCUAAGAACGAUACAGCUGAAUUCUCGUCUGACAUGAGUGGCGAUGAUGAAGUGAAGAAGGUUGCAGUACCGUCGCGUGAGAGGCCAGCAAUGAGGGCGGCGUCCAAGAAGAUUGUGUACAAGUUUGAUUCGGAUCAGGAGGAUGAUAAUGCUGAUGCACGUUCGGGAGGUUUUGGCGACUCUGACAGCGAUGUGGAGCUGAAGCCGACAAAUAUUUCCAGCGAUGACAUGUUCAAUUCUCUGAAGGAAGCAGACAAUGAGGCACCAGCUGCUCCAGUGGCUGCUACCGCCUCAAAAUCUCCUGCACAACCUGCCAAGCGCAAAUUGAACAAACCUCCGGCAACUGCAAAGGUCACAAAGCGCAGCAAGAAGGAUGACAGUGACGACGAUGAUAUGUUUUCCUCCAAGAAGACAAAGAAGAGGGCCGACAGCAGCGAUGAAGAAUUCUCACCGAUUAGAAAGCCUGCUCGGGGCGGCGGCAAGAAGGCAAUGUACGCAGAGUCCGAUGAUUCCGAAUCAGACUAUUGAGUUGAUUUAAUUUAUUUACCUGUUCACUAUUCUAAUUCUGACCUUUUAAAAAUUGUAACACUUCAACCAUCCCAAAAUUUUCCAACACAAGGGAAGUGUUUCUAUUUUUUUCAUGUUUAGUUUCCAUUAUUUUAACGUAGAUUCCAAAUAUUGAAAUAAAUCAAUUUUUCGUGGUGA
Messenger RNA from Phlebotomus papatasi, 4843 nucleotides. RefSeq names its product DNA topoisomerase 2 (gene Top2). Gene Ontology annotation, biological process: sister chromatid segregation; resolution of meiotic recombination intermediates; DNA topological change. The transcript has 8 exons. Gene Ontology annotation, molecular function: ATP binding; DNA binding; DNA topoisomerase type II (double strand cut, ATP-hydrolyzing) activity. The record is from RefSeq and is a predicted model, not a curated record. The coding region runs from base 173 to 4666 and encodes 1497 amino acids. Lineage: Eukaryota; Metazoa; Arthropoda; Insecta; Diptera; Psychodidae. Gene Ontology annotation, cellular component: nucleus.